Molecule: messenger RNA, 609 nt
Organism: Trichoderma asperellum CBS 433.97
Lineage: Eukaryota; Fungi; Ascomycota; Sordariomycetes; Hypocreales; Hypocreaceae
Source: RefSeq, a predicted model, not a curated record
AUGGGCCAGCAGGACCGUGACGCUCCAACACAAAGGGCGAGGGGUGGAAGAUUCAGGCCGCGCUUAGGAUCCAUCCCGAUAUGGACUAGCGCACGCAGUGCUCCAAUCCGAAAGGGGCCCUUUUUCGAAGAAAGCUGUCCCAAGUGGCUUUUAUUUUCGCAUUAUUUGGGCAUCCGGCUGGCCAAUCAAGGGCUAGUCUGGCUAGCCCUGCGACGGACUUGGGAAGGUUUGGCUCGCACCCGUCUGAUAGGCGGCCUGUCAUUUAGUCACAAGCCGAGGGCUUUGAGAUUUGAGGAGCCGGCUGCGGCCGAAGCUGUGGAUACCAAGUUGUGCCAGCCCUUGAUGACUUCAUCAGUUCUACUGGCUUCUACUGCUGCACAGCCCGAGCUUACCGAAGGCAUCUCAUCUGACCCCCUUGGAUCCGAACGCAAAUUACAAGGCACUUCAAUGUCAUCUAAUGGGCUGAAUAAUUUACAAAUUUUGGUCUCUCAGGUCAAGCAAGAAACUCGAAUUUCUUGCAUCUGUAUUUCUUCUACUGAUAUGGGAUUAUCCCACCAAGUUGGCGCACAAUCGUCCAUCGAUAGCAUAAUGAGCGAGUCGCUGAUGUAA